Fulmarus glacialis (Northern fulmar) is the source of this 405-nucleotide messenger RNA. It is a transcript of the gene POLR2E, whose product is annotated as polymerase (RNA) II (DNA directed) polypeptide E, 25kDa. The record is from RefSeq and is a predicted model, not a curated record. Gene Ontology annotation, molecular function: DNA-directed RNA polymerase activity; DNA binding. Gene Ontology annotation, biological process: DNA-templated transcription. Gene Ontology annotation, cellular component: RNA polymerase I complex; RNA polymerase III complex; RNA polymerase II, core complex. The transcript is spliced from 5 exons. The annotation marks the transcript as partial. NCBI's taxonomy places the organism in Eukaryota, Metazoa, Chordata, Aves, Procellariiformes, Procellariidae.
CGCACGGACCUGACGGUGCUGGUGGCUCACAACGACGAUCCCACCGACCAGAUGUUCGUCUUCUUCCCGGAGGAGCCCAAGGUCGGAAUAAAGACGAUCAAGAUGUACUGCCAGAGGAUGCAGGAGGAGAACAUCACCAGAGCGCUGAUCGUGGUACAGCAAGGCAUGACCCCGUCGGCAAAGCAGUCCCUGGUAGAUAUGGCUCCCAAAUACAUCCUGGAGCAGUUCCUGCAGCAAGAGCUUCUGAUCAACAUCACAGAGCACGAGUUGGUCCCGGAGCACGUUGUCAUGACAAAGGAAGAAGUAACUGAGCUACUGGCCAGAUAUAAGCUGAGGGAGAACCAGCUCCCGAGGAUACAGGCUGGGGAUCCUGUGGCCCGGUACUUCGGAAUAAAGCGUGGUCAG